Messenger RNA from Paramuricea clavata, 640 nucleotides. The record is from the annotation of a GenBank genome assembly. NCBI's taxonomy places the organism in Eukaryota, Metazoa, Cnidaria, Anthozoa, Malacalcyonacea, Plexauridae.
AUGGCACAGCUUAUCAGACACCAAAAGGAGGACAUAAGAGGGACGUUGUUGAACAGCAGUCCUUACAAGUUAACUCAGGUCUAUACAAACCUACAAUGGACACAAGAGAAAUGGUUUUCCAUGACCCCAGAACAACGCGAAGCCUAUGAGAAUGCGUUUGACAAGAAAUACUUAAAUGAGAAAGAAACAGGCUGUGACAUGGAACAUAAUCAUGAAAUGGCAUCACUGUCAGUGCAAAAGAAGCAAAUUUGACAUGCCAUCCUCUUCAAACAGUCAAACAUGUUUAUAGGAAGCCCAAUCGCUUUUGUCUUAAGAUAAUGCUAUUGUUCCAGCACCAGGAAGCAAUGGCAUGGUGGCCUUCAUGGUGGAAAGCAAAACUUCCGAACAGCCCCACUACGUAUAUUCAGAAAAGAAUGGGAAAGUGACUUGCGAAAACUGCCCAAGAUGGUCGUCUGCCAAACUGUGCAAACAUUCUGUAGCUGUAGCAGAGAAGGUACAAAACUUUGGGAAAUAUCUAGAUUGGUUAAGAUGUCACAACACACCUCAUAACCAGACCACUUUGGUAACUUUUAUUCUGGCAAAGGCAUUGGAAAGAAAAGAAACCAGGCAGCAACAAGCCAAUGAAAGUGUGGACAAAGUG